AUGGGUGAAGCACUCCUUCCGUCACUUCGUGGGACUGCACGCGUGAUCGUGCCUGGAUCCCAAUUUGCCAACAUUGAACUCGAAAGUGCGGGGUGCGACCCGCUCCUUUCGUGCCUUGUCUCCAACCCACCACCAUCUCCGCCCUCUCGCACUCUUGUCCGCCCUCCACCAUAUACCCCUUAUACCCCUCAUACCCCGUACCCGUUGUACCCCUCGUACCCGUCCUUCCCCCUCCUCAUACACCCCCUUACGCCUUCGCUCCGUGUCCUCCGAGGCACUGUAGACCAGAUGCCGCCCUUCGACCCCCUGGCCAAGCAGAAGCGGUUCAGAUCGAUGAUCGCAGCCAGCACCACGGCCAUCCACUGGGACGCCUUCGAGAAGAUCAUCGCCGACCCGCACAAGCUCGCUCAGCUGCAGCAAGCCUUCCUCGACAUCGCCAACCAGCCCGCUCCCGCUCCCGCCCCUGCCACCGCAUCUGCCUUCGCUCCCGCCGCCAACUCAGCCUUCGCCGCCCCCAACUCGGCCUUCGCUCCUGCCGCCACUUCGGCCUUCGCCCCUGCCGCCACCUCGGCCUUCGCCCCUGCCGCCGCUCCGCCCCCUGCUGCUCCCACCCAAGCUUACCCUAUGGAUGCGCAGGGCCACUUCUACCUCCGCGACUCGAACAUCUCGAGCCAGUAUUUCAUCGGCCCGCACGACUUUAUGGAGGUCACCAGGACGCACGAUGCACCCUCCUGCAUCAAUCUGACCGAUAUGCUGGUGCACAAGUCCACCAAGCUCUACAACCAGUUCGCCGUUGGAGGCAAGCGCAACCCUUGGCCACGCAACACGCUCGUGCGCCUGCACGACGUCGACGGAGAGGUCAGGAUCGACAAGACCAUCGUUCGCUACGGCGAGUCCUCCAAGAUCAAGGCUCUCCCUAGCAACAUCACCUGGGAGCAAGUCAAGGUUUGGCUGGCGCUGUUCGACUGCCACUUCAACGCCGGCAGCAAUGCGACCACGUUCAUCGUGCCUGCCGAGGUCUUUCCUACGCGCAUCAGGGCGACAGCACACGGCUUUUGCGCCGCCAUGGGCAAGCUAGGCAGCAUCGUGUCGUCGCUCGGAUUCAGCGUGCUCGCCAACGACAAGCGCUUCGGACACACGGGCAUCUUUUGGAUCUUCUUUGGUGUCAGCCUGCUCGGGCUUCUUGUGACGCUCCUGUUGGUGCCCGAGACCAAAGCGUACGAUGCCGAUGCAGUCGAUAGGAUAGAGCUGCUCGAACGGUCUAGGACGGCAUAG
Moesziomyces antarcticus is the source of this 1275-nucleotide messenger RNA. RefSeq lists its product as uncharacterized. Lineage: Eukaryota; Fungi; Basidiomycota; Ustilaginomycetes; Ustilaginales; Ustilaginaceae. Gene Ontology annotation, cellular component: membrane. The transcript has 4 exons. Bases 1 to 1275 code for a protein of 424 amino acids. Gene Ontology annotation, molecular function: myo-inositol:proton symporter activity. The record is from RefSeq and is a predicted model, not a curated record. Gene Ontology annotation, biological process: transmembrane transport.